AUCAAAAAUUUUCUUGUGGCAACCCUGGAGUGUCCUUGUAAAAGAUUUUUAGAUUAUUUAAAAUUUGCUGAGUUUAAUUCCAAGAAAAAAAACAUAUCUCGUAAUAAAAGUGCAUGAAUAAUAUGUGCUAGUAUAAAUACGUGAGAUAAGUGAUUACUCGAGGCAUUUUAAGUGGUAAUUAUAUUCAAGGACGAUCUCAUUACGCUUUUGAGGUUACAUUAUUUUUUUUGUUUUGAUCAUUUUUAAAUUCGUAUUUUCAGAGAAAACCGAUAAUAUUCUAGGAAAAAUGGGUUCCAAUGGAUUAAUAGAAGGCAAAAAAGUGAUUUUCAGUACUGGAAAUAUUAUGUCAAUUAGUGAUAUUACCAAGAAACCUAGUCAAAAUUCUACACAAGAGCUAAUAGAUGCCAUCAAAUUUACCUUGAAGGACUAUGAAAAAAAUUCAGAACUUUCAGAAGCGCCCAAUGAUACAAGAUUUAUAUUGAGGUCUGAUGAUAUACAGGCUAAAAUACAAGAAAAUGAUUUGGAAGAUUUAAAGAUUGGAUUGAAAGUGUUUUUGACUAAUGACAGUGAGGAGUUACUUGAUGAAGCAUUAAAAACCGCGCUAUCUUGGCAAUUAAAAGUUAAAAAGGUCACAGAUGUUAUUGUCUCCUUUAAAAAACAGGAGCUCGAACAAAAGGCUGAUAAUUUAGAGGAAAUUAAGAAAAUCUGGUUGGUAUUGGAGAAUUAUGUUCAAAAUGGUAUUGUUGAUGAAUUGGGAGUAGCUGACAUAGAAGAACCCACAUUUAGAGCAUUGUAUGAUUGGGCAAAAAUCAAGCCUAAUAUUAUCCAAAUCAACUUAGCGACUUGCUGUGUAGUUCCCCCAACAUUACAAUCAUUUUGCAAAGAAAAAGACAUCAAAUUGUUCACACACAGUGAUUCUAGUGAUAUUCUACCAGAUGAAUCAGUCAAAGAAGUUUUUGGUGCUCCUUUAGACCUACAAUGGGCAGUACGCUUUACAAUCCAUAUUAAAUGUCGAGGAGUGCUAACAACUAAAGGCUACUGUCUUUGUAUGAGUCCAAAGGACUAAAUAAUAUUGCUUUUUUUUAUAUGUAUAUUUAAGGAUUAUGAAAGAGCUUUUAGCUGUUUAUAAUGGAGUUUGAAAUAACCCAAAACUUUUUUAAUUUUUUCUGUUGAGCAAAUGAAUGUUUUUAUGAAAUUUGAAGAUUUUUAUAUCAGGGUAUUGGUAGAAGUAGUGGCAAUUAUAAUAUAUGUACACGGAAGUAGAUACACGUUCAAUCAGUAUUGUUAACAGUAUCAUAGUGCCUUUGUUUAUUAGUAAUUACAUUCCUUCUUUGAUAAAUUUGUUUUAACAUAAGAUAGAACGUCACUAUAUGAAUAAUGAAUAUAUAAUUUAGAAUAUUAAA
Messenger RNA from Sitophilus oryzae (rice weevil), 1403 nucleotides. It is a transcript of the gene Gclm, whose product is annotated as glutamate--cysteine ligase regulatory subunit. Gene Ontology annotation, molecular function: enzyme regulator activity; glutamate-cysteine ligase catalytic subunit binding. The record is from RefSeq and is a predicted model, not a curated record. Gene Ontology annotation, biological process: glutathione biosynthetic process. The transcript has 5 exons. The coding region runs from base 287 to 1066 and encodes 259 amino acids. Gene Ontology annotation, cellular component: glutamate-cysteine ligase complex. NCBI's taxonomy places the organism in Eukaryota, Metazoa, Arthropoda, Insecta, Coleoptera, Curculionidae.